AUGGCCUCCUUGGAGCGUAGCAAGCUGAUCGGUGUGAUCGACGAAGGCACGAACAGUGCGCGGUUUGUGAUCUUUAAGCUGCCGGAGUUCGAAGAGAUCGCGUCACAUCAGGUGCGAAUAACGCAGAUUGUACCACGCGAUGGCUGGACGGAGCAGAACCCGAUCGAGGUGUUGGAAGCGGUGCGAUUGUGUGCGGUGGAGGCCUGCCACCAGGUGGAAAAGCUCGGUUAUCUCGUGAAGGACAUUGCGGCCAUCGGUAUCACGAAUCAGCGGGAAACGACCGUGGUGUGGGAUAAGAACACGGGCGAACCGUUGUACAAUGCGAUUGUGUGGAAUGACAUCCGGACGGAUAAGACGGUGGACCGGGUGUUGGCACGGUUGCCGGAACAGAAUCACAAUCACUUCCGGGCGCUUUCGGGCCUUCCGAUAUCGCCCUACUUUUCGGCGUUAAAGCUUAACUGGCUGAAGGAAAACGUGGUGGCUGUCCGGAAGGCUUGCCGGGAGAAGCGAUGUUACGCCGGUACGAUCGAUUCGUGGUUGGUGUGGAACCUUACCGGAGGUCCUCAGGGUGGAGCCUUCGUUACGGAUGUGACGAAUGCCUCCCGCACGCUGCUGAUGAACAUCGAGACGUUACACUGGGAUCCGCUGCUGACGAAGACGUUCUCUGUGCAUCCGGACAUGCUGCCGGAGAUCCGCAGUUCGUCCGAGAUCUAUGGCAAAGUGCGAGACAACAGUGUGCUGGAUGGAAUACCGAUUAGUGCCAUACUUGGGAACCAGCAGGCGAGUUUGGUCGGUCAACGGUGUCUGAAAGAGGGUCAGGCGAAGAACACCUACCGUAAGGGAUGCUUUCUGUUGUACAACACCGGGACCAGGUGCGUUCAAUCGACCCACGGUCUGGUGACGACAGUGGCCUACCAAAUGGGACGUUCUGCGCCACCGGUGUACGCGCUCGAAGGCUCAGUGGCCGUUGCUGGAGUGGCCAUGAACUGGUUGCGUGAUAAUCUUGGCCUGAUCAAAGACAUUCCGGUUGAUUCGGAGCAGAUCGCCGGCAACGUUUCGUCGACGGGAGACGUGUACUUCGUACCUGCAUUCACGGGCCUUUACGCGCCCUACUGGCGAAAGGAUGCGCGAGGCAUUAUUUGUGGUUUGACCAGUUUCACCACCAAGCAUCACAUCGUGCGAGCUGCCUUGGAGGCGGUAUGCUUCCAAACCCGGGACAUCAUCGAGGCGAUGAAAAAAGACUGCGGUAUCAACCUUAACAAACUGCACGCCGAUGGCAUUAUGUCGAGUAACGGAUUGCUAAUGCAGCUGCAGGCGGAUCUGAGCGGCAUUCCUGUGUUGAAAACGGAGGUACACGAACCGGCCGCUCUCGGGACGGCGAUGGCCGCGGCUCAGGCACAGGGGGUGGAUCUGUACAAGCUGGAAGCGGAAACCCGCGGCUACUCGGGAGUCCACCAUGAAACAUUCCUUCCUACGACGACCGAGGAGGAACGGAACGCUCGGUACACCAAGUGGAAAAUGGCGGUUCAGCGUAGCUUAGGGUGGGCCGUCUCGAAGAAGAGCGAAGCCAUGACGGACGAACGCUACAGUUUGCUGGCCUCUAUACCGGCCGGUUUGUUCCUGGCCACGUCCUUCAUGAUGCUGGUACACUCGCAGAGGCGAUGAUUCGGUGCAAUAGACUGCGGCUCGCCGGAAGGGUUUCGUAGAAAUUCCCUUAUAAAAGACAGACACACACGUGCGCUGAGAAAUCUCGCUCAGCCUCUGCACGUGUGAGUCCUUAAACGUAUGCGUCCGGCUGGACCCGAACUCAGGAACAGGCUGCACUUGCCUGGUUCGGUACUUAUGAAGUCAUUUUAGGUAUAUUAACAUUCGACCGGACCGGGGAUGUCCUGCCAAAGUGAGGAAACGAAAAUUAGCAAGCUCAAUCGUGAAAUAUUCCAAUGCAAAUGUGCUUAGCGUGUAAGCUGAAACGAAAUCGAUAGAUAUUAUGCAGCAGCCUACGAAGCGAUAUAGUUAGCUCGGUUCCAAUUUGCGUCGGUAUAGCGUAGAUUUACUUGUUAUGAAUUUGUUGUACCACAACGAAGGGUUGUUUUUUUCUUCUUUUUAUUCGUUAUUUAUGGGUUGAUUACGUUAGUAGUAGCAGCUUAGAUAGGAACUUUCGUUAUUUCCAUGCGAUGUUUGACGCGUCGCUGUGCCACUAUCGAAAGCGGCGAAUCGUGCGAAAACGAUGGACUUUAAUGAAGAAUACUGCCUGUGCGGAAGUCCUUUGUGAAGGCUUGUGUGCUACAUGUUUACAGGCAACAUUUUUCCAAAUUUGUGCUAGUAGUGUUUGAGAGAAAAUAAAUGAAACAA
This is a messenger RNA of Anopheles nili, 2352 nucleotides long. It is a transcript of the gene Gk2, whose product is annotated as glycerol kinase. The transcript is spliced from 10 exons. The coding region runs from base 1 to 1665 and encodes 554 amino acids. NCBI's taxonomy places the organism in Eukaryota, Metazoa, Arthropoda, Insecta, Diptera, Culicidae. Gene Ontology annotation, cellular component: mitochondrion. Gene Ontology annotation, molecular function: glycerol kinase activity. The record is from RefSeq and is a predicted model, not a curated record. Gene Ontology annotation, biological process: glycerol-3-phosphate biosynthetic process; triglyceride metabolic process; glycerol metabolic process.